Molecule: messenger RNA, 12518 nt
Organism: Didymodactylos carnosus
Lineage: Eukaryota; Metazoa; Rotifera; Eurotatoria; Philodinida; Philodinidae
Source: the annotation of a GenBank genome assembly
AUGGAUGAUAAUUUAUUAAUUUUAGCACCAGAAAUAGUUCGACGGUUAAGUUCAUUUGAUGUUAGAGAAGAUGAAACUACUACUUUUACGUGUACAAUACAAAGUGAAAACGAUGAACCAUAUGAUGUUCGAUGGUAUUAUGGCGAUAAAGAAAUACUUUCAACAGAUAAAAAGUAUUCUAUUGAUUAUGGUGAAAAGACUGGAAUAUGUUUAUUGACGAUCCACAAUGUAACAAUCGAUGAUGAAGGUGCAUACCGUUGUAUAGUAACUAAUAAAUAUGGAUCAUCCGUAACAACUGGUUUUCUUGCAGUAAUAAGUAGAAAACGAUCAAAAUCCCCAUCUCCAUCACGUAGUCCGGGUAGAAUCUCAAGUUCAUCUCCUAGUCGAUCGCUCAGCCCUUCACAAGCGGCACGUGAACGUGGAGCCUCACCGCUGCGCUACAUUAACGUACCACUCUCAAAAUUAGAACGAGUUACCGAAGAGCUUGAAACCUUGAUUGCUGCUGAACAUAUUAAUGAACAAGAAAAAGAAAAUAUUACAGCGAAAAUGAAUCCAGAGAAAGUGCCAGUCACCACUUUAAACGUAGAUGACGUUAAAAUCGAGUCAAAUUUAACAUCUUCACCUGAAUUAACCAUAACAUCAUCCGAGACGGACAAGAAAAAAGAAGAAAUGGAUGUUGAUAAAAAUAUUGAUACCACCGAAACUAACAAGGAAGUGCAGCCAGCCCACCAGAAACCUAUAAUUGUCGUACAACCACCCAGUCUGAUCAAUGUCAAGGAAGGAGAAGAUGUUCAUAUCAACAGUACCAUUACAGGUAUUCCUGAACCAAAUAUUCGGUGGUUGAAAGGUGGAAAUGAAUUACGAGAAGAUCAUCGCAUUGAUAUGUAUGCGGAUCGUGGUGUUCAUCAUUUAGAAAUAUGUGAAGCUCAAAUGAGUGAUAAUGGUGUAUAUGAAUUGAUUGCACAAAAUAAUAUUGGUAAAGUAUCAGCACAAUGCGAAAUAAAAGUCGAAGAAAAUGAAAAUAAAAUGAAACGAUUAAAGGUGGACGGAUUAUUUACAUAUGGCACACGUCAGCAAACAUAUAAAGCGCCUGAGUUUAUUAUAAAGCCAUCGAAUCGAACAAUCCAUGAAGGUGAAAUUUUUCAGAUAUUUGCCAAAGUUAUUGGUAUCCCACCUCCAGAAGUUGUUUGGAUGAAACUCGGAAAAUCGCUUAGAGAUGAUGGUUAUUAUAAAAUUUAUGAUAAAGAUGGACAGAAUUAUUUAGAAAUACCAGCAGUAUCAAUAUUAGAUUCAGGAGAAUAUACAUGUUUGGCCAGUAAUAUGAUGGGUGCUGUUUACAAUUCAUUUCAGUUACAUGUUGAAGAUUCAUUAUUUUUUAUCAUAUUUUUGUUUUUUCUUAUUGUAGCAAUGACUGAACCAGAUAGUUCAGAAUUUGAAGAACGUUCAGCAAACGUUUCUGACUCGGAACAAUCCGGAAAAGAUAAUAAAUCGAAUACUACAAAUGUAUCUAUGGUUGCAACAGAACUAAUUGACAAGCAUGUUCGUCAACAUCGUCAAUCAAGAUUGAGUAUACAUUCCGGUGAACAAUCAGACGUUGAAUAUUUUUUAUCAGAUUUUAUAUUAAAAGAAGAUUAUUGUGAUGAUAGUCGAGAUGUUUCUAUGAAUAGAGGAGAUAUUGUGGAAAUAGUCGAUGUUGAAAAGAAAGAAAAAUGGCUUGUGAGAAAUAAAAAAAAUUUAAAUCAGAUAUGCUAUGUUCCACCUGAAUUAUUAGAAGUCAUUCCAGAUGUUUCAUUACCGUCGGAUUUAACCUCUGUCAUUUUUGAUGAACAACAAGAAACACUUAAACAAGACGUACUACGAGCUAAAGUAGCACUUUCAAGACAACGAUCAUUCACAAAAAGAUCUGCUGGCAAUUUAGAAAAACGUUAUAGUCAAGAAGACAAAGAUUCAUCUUCAAGUAGCGAUGAUAUAAAAACUAUGACAGAGGAAACGGAAGUCUAUUUUGCUAAUUCUGAUUAUCAGCCAUCAGCAUCAGAUGGUAUUGCACUUGUGGAAAAUCAAUUUGUCGAUGUACUCGAUAAUCAUGAUCCAGAAUAUUUUCUUGUUCGUACAAAACCAAGAAAAGAUGAAAAACCCAAAGUUGGUUGGGUACACUCAUGUUUCUUAGAAAAAAAGUCAACCAAUAUUGGACAGUUCACUAUGUUUAAUCCAACGGAAUUAUCUUCGUUUAUUUAUCCGUCAUUAGACGAAGAACAACAUCAUCAUCAAUCGUUCGAACGUAGUUUAUCUGAAAUAAUACAUGAACGUCAUCAAUCAUCUCCAAGUAGCUAUUAUUUUCAAAGAGAACCAGAUUUAUAUUGUCACUAUUGUCCGUGUAGAAGUUGUCGUUUAAGUCGUUCAUUACGUUCAUCGUAUCUUCAUAUGUCACGUCGUUCAACAUCAACAUCAUCACAUGUACGUGGUGGACGACAGCAUGAUUAUUAUUCAAGUUCACAUUCAUUACACGAUUCUUAUGAUGAGAAUAAUCCGAAUAGGGAUGAUAAUAGUUUUUUAAAUGAACAUAAAGAAUAUUACAGUGAAAAUUAUAAUACUCACAGAGUACUAUCAUUCUAUAAUAGAUAUCCUACAAUAACGACAUCAUCAACAGCACAAUGGCAAAAUCAACCGCGUGAAAGUUCACGUGAAAAAACAAUUCGUUUUUCAUUGCAGAUAAAUCGACGAAAUACAAGAGAAGUUUAUCCAGAUGAUAUUACACCAAUACCAAAUCGUUAUGAGGAAGCAAUCGUAAAGCAACGAUAUGUCUUCGCUGAUAUUGUCGAAAGUGAACGUCAAUAUGUAUCUGAUUUAGAAAAAAUAAUUGAAAUUUAUUUGUCUGAAUUAACACGUCAAGGAUGUCCGUGGUUUAUUAAAGAGAAAAAAGAUGUAUUAUUUAGCAAUAUUGAAAAUAUAUUCGCAUUCCAUAAAGUUUUAUUCUUGACCGACUUAAUUAAUAGUACAAAUAAUCCUACAGAACUCGCUAAUACAUUUUUAAAACAUCAAAAUAAAUUUGAAUUAUAUACACAAUACGCUUAUGACAAAACAAAAUCGGAUCAUUUAUUACAGACUAAUUCAAAUAUACAAGACUAUUUUGAUGAUAUUAGUAGAAAAAUUGGUGGACGUACAUUGAAUGAACUUCUCAAUGAACCUAUUCAACGUUUAGAAAAAUAUAAAGCAAUUUUACAGGAACUAAUAAAAUAUACUAUACGUAUGAAAGAAGAUGCAACAGUAUUACAACAAGCAUAUACAAUGAUAGCGGCUAUAAUGAAUGAAGCACGAAAUAGAGAAUCAAUUGAAUUAAUUGAUCAAUUACCUAUAAAUAAUAGUGAAUUAGGAGAAUUAAAACGUUAUGAUGCUGUAUUAAUUAAAGAUGAAGAUGAAACAAAUCGUUUACGUGAACGAUUUUUAUAUUUAUUUCGUAAUAAGAUUGUUAUAUGUCGACGUAAACGAGCUGAAAGUAAAUUAGAACCACGUUCAUUGGCAUAUAAAAAUUCUUAUAAUAUUAGUGAAAUAACAUUUAUACAAGAAAACUUUCCUGAUGAUGAUAAAAAAUUUGAAAUAACAUUUAAUGAUAAUGAAAAAGUGACAUUUCAUGCUCGUAAUGUUUUUGCUAAAAUGUCAUUAAUAAGAUCAUUGAGAGAAAUUUUAAAAUCAUUAGGUUUUGAAGUGAACGAUAUCGGUCUCAGUCGUACAACAUCCUAUCUCUACUCUACGUCUAAUAUUGAUAAAGAUAGUGUAAAACGUGGAUGUUUUGUAGAAGAAGUUGAAAUGAUUGAAACAGCGACCGAAAAUGAUGAACAAAAUAUACAAAGACAACAACGUAAAUCUAUUGGAAAAAAACGAAAUGUUGAUGUAUUAGAAUCGGUUGAUUUACAACCAAAACUUUCCGGUGAACAAGAAGAUGUUAAUCAAAAUUUAUCGCAGAAGCGUCGAGGAAAUAUGACAAGAAGUAGUGAUGGUUUGGCUACAACAUCUGGUACAUCAGAUUUUUAUUCAUUCAGUGAAAGUGAAUCGAGUUAUCAAACGCCCGGUGAAGAUGAAUUUAAACCAAAAUUUUUAAAAAAAUUAAAUGAUACACUUGCAACUGAAGGUGACUAUAUUGUAUUAGAAUGUCUUGUAAUAAGUACUACGCCAGUACACGGAACAUGGUUCAAAAAUAAUAUACCCUUACAAGAUAAUUCUGAUUGUAGACAAAUACAAGAAGAUCGAAAAUUCAGUUUAAUUAUUAAGGAAGCGUUUGUUGAUGAUGGCGGUAUUUAUUCUAUUAAAGUCUCGAAUCAUGCUGGUACAAUCACAUGUAGUUGUAAAUUAUUUAUUCGAGAACAAACGAGUGAUGAACGUACAAUACGUGAAGAAAUAGGUAUACGAGAAGAAACACCACAAGAGAAAAGAGAUACCACAGAUAACGAAGAAGACUUAAGUAUCACAGAAAUACCAUACAAUUUAAGGUUAUCGAACGUAACACCGUCGAUUGGCCGUGGACCCAUAUUUAUUCAUUCAUUAAUGCCUUUAAUAUCGAAUUCUGGUGACGUUGUUACAUUAAAAUGUGCAAUAACUGCGUUGCCAAUGCCAGAUGCAACAUGGUUAAAAAAUGGUAUUGAAAUUCAUACUGGCGGCCGUUAUUCUGUAUUUAAUGAUGGACAUGGAAAUUACUCAUUAGUUAUCUCUGAUACGUCGCCAGAUGAUACUGGUGUGUAUGAAAUAAAUGUCCAAAAUUCAUAUGGUGUUGCAGAUUCAAAAACCAGUUUACAGAUACUUGAACGUGAAAGUGUAUUCAUACCAUCUGAUGUUAAUCGUGUGAAUGUUCAAGAUAAAGGUACGGCAAAAUUAAGUCUUACAGUGAAACGUCCCGAUAUUAAAGUUCAAUGGAUCAAAGAUGAGCGUAUAUUAAAUGAAAAAGAUAAUUUUAAUAAAUAUAAAAUAACAAGUGAAGGUUUACAACGAGAGUUAAUCGUUCGAAAUGUGACAAAAGAUGAUCAAGGCGAUUAUAUUUGUCAAUCGGGAAAGUAUCGUGUUACAUUGCAUUUAAAUGUACGUGGACCACCUGCCGACAUUGUGCAAUCAUUGGAAAAUAUUGAAGUUAUUGAAAACAACGAAGCCAUAUUUGAAUGUCAGUUAUCAAUUGAUGAUGCGCAAGUUGAAUGGUAUCAUAAUAAUCAACGUUUAAUAAAUUCAAAUCAUCACAUAAUAGCAUCGCGAGACACCCUACAUCAAUUAAUUAUUCCACAUGUUAACAUGAAUGAUGAGGGUGAAUAUUCAAUUAGAGUUGAUAAUAAAAAUACAUCAACUGGACAAUUGUAUGUCAAAGAGCAAUCAAUUGUAUUUCGACGUUCAUUACGUUCGCAAACUGUCGAGGAAGGAAGUACUGUCCUAUUCGAAUGUGAAUUAAAUAAACCGUUAAAACACAUGUUGUGGUUUAAAUCGAAUACUAUACAUUUGUUACCGUCAGAUAAAUAUUCGAUGGAAUCAUAUGGUUUAAUUCAUCGCUUAACUAUACGUAAUGUCGACCAAUUUGAUGAAGGCGACUAUAUGGCAUCGACAGGGUUCAAUAAGUCAACAGCACAUUUGUCUGUAGAGCAAUUAUUACCUAUAUUUAUUGUACCAUUGAUGGAUGCAAGAGCAAAUAUAACUGAGACCGUUAAAUUAUCGUGUGAGACAAGUACACCAGCAAAUGUUAUUUGGUAUCAUCGUGAAAAAAAAAUAUUAGAAAAUAAUCCCAAAUACACAAUAAGCAAAAUGAAUGGCGGCACAUUGCAUACACUUGAUAUUGACAAUCUUGAUCAACGAGAUCAAGGCGAAGUUGUUUGUGCGAUAAAAGAAUAUCCUGCAAUAACAACGAGUGCUCAUUUACUGGUCGAAGACUUUAACCAGCAGUGUGUUUACACGUGUGUAACGAGAGAAGGGCAAUCAUCAUCAACAACAUUGCGUACAUUAAUACAACGGGAACAUACACCAAGAAGUGAAGAAAGAUAUGUAACAUACAUGAGAACUGAUUCACCUCGCAUGCAAACACCGGAACUUGGAUUAACGCGAUCAAGUUUAAGUCCUGGUGGUCAGCGUGGACCUCGAUAUGUACCAUCAAUGAAUGAUGAUGAGACACGUUUCCCAGAUCGAUUUGAAGAAACACAGCGUAGAAAGAAAAUCGUUAUCCAAGAAACUAGCGAACAACGCAUACCAACAAUGAAAACGAUUACAUUUCGCCCAAGUUCAAGUCGAUCUCUUUCUCGUGAUUAUUCCGUUCGUUCAGGUGAUACAAGUCCUGAAAAAGAACGUUCAUUGCCAAGACAGUUUUCACCAUCAGCAGCCACAUAUGCAAGACCACCACAAUUACAAGAUUUUGGUCAUUAUUUACCACAUGAUCGAUCAGAAUCACCUCGUUUAUCACCAUCACCAUCUCCGACAAGAAAAACAAGUAUGACAUUUGUAAAUAUGAAUGCUGCAAAACUGAGCAUGCCACCCGUAUAUGAAGAAUUAGAUGAGCAUCAGCGACAUCGUUCUGCAGUAACAUUCAGUCCGUCGCAAUCGCCUGCCCGCACGCGAUCACAAGAAUCGAUUGAACGGAAAACGGUCAUGAUGGAAAUACCGAUUCGAGAAUCACCACGUCGCGAUUUAAAACAUGCUCCAUAUCAGAAAGAAACAAUUCCAGAAGAGCAUGCACAAUUUAUAGAUAGCGAAGCAUACGAUAGACAGACACCAUUUUUCCAACGUGAAGAACGAUCUGGUUUAACCACAUCGCGUGUCAAUGUCACUGAACCAUUACCUAUUCAUAUCACACGACCGUUAGUUGAUACAUAUGUCGAACAAGGAAAACCGUUACGUUUAGUUGUUGAAACUUCAUUUCCGUCAAAUGAUGCCUCAUGGUUCAAAACAGACUCAUAUUCACAACAUCCAGUGGCCAAAAAGCUUGAUGAAAGCGAUAAAUAUCGUAUGAUAUCGCAAGGUAGCCGUCAUAUGUUAAUUAUACCAAAUGUCACAUCAAACGACAGUGGCGAUUAUAUAUGUCGAAUACAAAAUUUGACAACAAAAGCCCAUGUUCAAGUCAAUGAUGAAGAUUUACAAUUUAUGAAACGCUUACCACAAACCAUUGAUGUUAUUGGUGGACGCGACAUUGCGAUUGAAUGUGAAAUGAAUCACUAUGAUACACAAGCUUUAUGGAAGAAAGAUAACGAACCGAUUAAGAAUCUGUCGAAGUUCAUGCCAAUAGUUGAAAACAAAAAACAUAAACUAAUUAUCAAAGAUGCCUCAGCCGAAGACUCGGGUUUAUAUACAGUUAAUGUUAACGAAUUAGAAAGUACAACAUAUUUGAAUAUCACACAAGAAUCGCUUCUUAUUUUAAAACCAUUACAAGAUCAGCGAGCAAAACUAGGAGAUAAUGUUACAUUUACGUGUGUUUGUUCAAAAGCGCCCAAAACUGUUCAGUGGUAUAUAAAUGGAAUUCCUUUACCCUUAAAUGUCUACAAUAAAUAUCAAAUAAAAUUAAUCGAUCGUGAAAUUCAGUUAACCAUUAAUAAUAUAAGCGAAAAUGAUAUUGGUACUAUAACAUGUUGUUUAAAUAAUACGAUAACAACAGCGAAUUUAACAAUUGAUGAUACCGAUAAAAAUAUAAAAUUUUUGAAAUUAUUAGAUGAUGAUGAUAUGACUAUUCGUGUUGGCUCACCAUUUAUUCUCGAAUGUCGUAUCAAUCAUCCUAACUUGAUAAGUAGAUGGUACAAAGACGGAAAACCUAUAACAGAGCACGACAAAACGAUAAAAACGAUUUCGGACGGAUGCUCGCAUGUUUUACAAGUUGAUCAUGCUCUAGAACAACAUACAGGUCAUUAUCGUUGUUUAGUGCAAGAUAAAGAAACAUCGUGUCAUAUUACUGUACAUGAAUCGGAUUAUCGUUUUGUACAAUCAUUACCAUCUCAUGUCUACUAUUCUCCUAAUGAAGGAACUAUCACUUUAAAUUGUACAAUAAAUCAUUCACCUACUUCAUCGAACCGUGUCAAGUGGUUUAAAAACGAGCUAGAAAUAAAAACAUCUCCAAAAUAUGAAACUAUUAUUGAGCAUCAUUUAUUAGCACUCAUUAUACAUGAUUUGAACAUUGACGAUCAAGCGCUGUAUCGUUGUGAAAUCGAUAAUGCUCAUACGGAAUGUCAAUUAAUACCAACACUGAAUAAUGCAAAAGACAUUUUAUUACAACCGUUACAAGAUGUUGAACUGUACGAACAUGAUAUGUGUACGUUAACGGUUAAAUUUUUACCAGAACAAAUUAAAAAUAUUCCACAAAUAAAAUGGUAUCGUAAUGGUCAAGCAAUAAAAACAAGACAAGAUAAAUAUCGCUUUAUCCAACACAGCAACGAGAAUACAUUAAUUAUUGAUAAUUGUUUGUUGAAUCAAGAUAAUGGUUAUUAUAGCGUUAGAUUAAAUUCGAAUAAUAAACAAGAUUUAUCGGCAUGCUACGUUAAUAUUAAAGAUUUAAAUAUCCACUUUGUUAAACCUCUUGAAACACAACGUUACUUAUUACAGCCGCUAACUCAACAACAAGUUCAACUUGAUUGUGAGACAACUCCCACCGAUAAAAAACCGUCAUGGUAUUUCAAUAAUACCAAAUUAAUACAACCAUCAAAUAAAUACGAAUUGAUCGAUGAUAGUAAACAUCAUAGACUUAUUAUUAAUAAUAUCACAUUGAGCGAUCAAGGUCAGUAUCAUAUUGAAUUUCCAAAUAGUGAUCAAAGAUCUUAUGCUACCGUCCAAAUAUUACAAACACCAAACAUAGAAUCAAUCAAUUUUAUACAACCAUUAGAUGAAACAUUUUUAUGUGAAGAAGGUGACGAUUUUACGUUGGUAACAAAAACAAAUAAACCAACGGCAAGUGUUAAUUGGAUGAAAAACGGUUAUAAAUUAAUUAAAACACCUGAUACACAACAAACAGAUAAAACUGGUAUGACGCAUAGAUUUGUGAUAAAAAAAUGUCGCAAACAAGAAGACGAAGGCAAUUAUGUAUGUUAUAUUGAUACAACCAACGUUGCUACUGAGUGUUUUGUAAAAAUAAUUGAAAAAGAAUUACAAAUAAUACAGCCAUUACCGAAAAUAUUGAAAUUAAAUGAAAAUGAUACAUUAACAUUAUUGUGUGAAACAAAUCGUAAACCAAAAAACAUACGAUGGUUAAAAAAUAAUAGUCAAAUAUUAGAUACUAUGACAAAUCCUAAUUUAAUGUUAAUUAUGGGUGAUGAAACAUGUACAAUGAUAAUAAAUAAUGUAACAAAGAAUGACAGUGGCUCGUAUACAUGUCAGGUAGAAGAUAAAUGGUCAGUGUGUGAUGUAAGAGUACAAGAAGCAGGACCACAAUUUGUUGAUGGACCACAAUCAUAUCUCGUAUGGAAACGAAAAGAAGAUGGUCCUGUGACAACAAUAAGUUGUACAUUGAAUAAAUUCAAUGUACCUGUUAAAUGGUUUAAAGAAAAUCAUGAAAUAUAUACGAAUGAUAAAUAUGAAUUAAUUUCAGAAGGAACAAUUCAAUGUUUAUUAAUACAUGAUAUAAAUAAAAAUGAUUCGGGAAAAUAUGUAAUAUCUUUAGGAUCUAUUUACCGAACAUGUCAUUUGGAAGUUGUUGAUGAUAAAAUAACAGACUAUAAGACAACAACAACAGAAGAUGAAGAAGAGAGAUUAAUGAAGCCGAUAAUGCAAGUUCAACGACAAGAAGUUAUGGAAGGUGAUUCAUUAACAAUUGAAGUGACACCCGAUUCUACUCGUUCAAUCACAGCUGAUCAACUUCAGUUAUUGAAAAAUAAUCGUCCGAUUGAUGACUAUUCUCAUAUAAGUUUAGAACGUGAGGAUACACGAUGGCUUGUGCGUUUAGUCGACGUUGACUUAUUAAAUACUGGCUUAUAUUCAAUUGAUAUUGAUCAUCAACGUCAAGAUUUGAUUGAUUUGUAUGUUAAAAAACGUCCGGUGCAACGGCAAUUGAUAGAAUUACCAAAAGAAGAAUUCUUUCUUAAUGAAACUAUAACGCUGGAAUGUAAUUUUCAGAAACCGAUAAAAACAAAAUCAUUACAACCCACAUGGUUCAGAAAUGGUCGUCCAAUACAGUCAACUAAUCGACAUAUCGUAACAGUUGAUAAUAUGUCAGAUGAUGGUCCGACAAAAUAUUCUUUAACAAUAAAAAAUGUGGAUUAUACAGAUGAAGGCAUCUACGAAUUACGUACUGACUACUUAAUUGUUGAAACGCCGUUAAUACGAAUUGUAGAAAAACCUAAAAUACCCGCACCAAAUCGAAUGGUGAUCGAAGGCGAUAGUUUACAAAUCGAUGUUAAUAUUGAUCGUGCAGAACAUCCAAAUGAAACAAUUCAAACAUUGCUAGAAGAAAUAACGUUGCUAAAAGAUAAUCGACCAAUCACAACGAAACCACAAAUAGAAAAAUGGCACGAAAACGAUCAAUUAAGAUUAGAGUUGAAAAACUUGCAACUAGAUGAUUACGGUUUAUAUGAAAUUGAUAUUCACGGCGAGCGUACACCUGUAUGUCAACUAGAUGUGAAAGAACGAGAACCAGAAGUAUUUAUACUCGAUCUUGAUAAGAAUUCGUUUGAAGAGGGCGAAACAAUUCGAUUAGCAUGCACCUUUCCUCAACGACCUGGUCAAUUUGCUACAUGGUUAAAAGAUGGUAUACCUAUUGUCACGCCCCCAACAGAUUUAACAACAAACACUAAAAAGAUUGAAAUGCUUGAUGAAAAUAAUACAUUGACUAUCAUUAUACGAAAUGUGACGAAAAAUGACUCAGGAGUAUAUGAAGUACGAAUUGGUUCAGUUAUUGCACGUGCUCCAAUGAUAUACGUCGUACCAAAACGUCAACGAGAACCACAAAAUAUCUCACUACAAAUCGUUCGAGAAAAUGAUACUGUCACAUUAUCGGUUGAAGGUUUACAAUUUAACUUGCGACCAAAUGAUAUUCAGUUAUUGAAAGAUGGUGAACCACUGAAUAAAAAACCAAAGUCAUCCAUUGAACAUGAUAAUGAUAAAUUGCGCAUUACACUUCAAACACUGGCGUUAGAUGAUAGUGGUGUAUACAGUGUGAAAGUCCAAAACGAUGUUCAUCCGUUAGCUCGAAUUAAAGUUGAGAAACGUCAACCGGAAAUUCAACAUAUGCAAUUGCAACAAGACACGUUUUAUGUUGGAGAUACAGUUACAUUAGAUUUAGAGUUCACGCAUGAACCUCAACAACCGCCAACAUGGUCAAAAGAUGAUGUGCAAUUACACGAUAGUAAUCGUGUCUCAAUGAAUACCAAUGGCAAUAAAGUAACAUUAGUAGUAAGAGAUUUGCAGUUGAAUGAUGCUGGUGUCUAUGAAGUACAAAGUGGCCCAUUAAUUGUGCAGACACCGUAUAUAAAUGUUAUUGAACGACCAAAAGCUACUGUGAAAACUAUCGAGGAAACGACAACCUACAGCAUAAAACCCAAUCAGCCAGAGCAACCAAAAGCCACAGUUUUACCACAUGAUAAAAAAGUAUGCACCGUAAAAGAAGGCGAUAGUGUUACUUUGAAAAUUGCAUCAACUUCGCCAAUCACAACAAACGAUGUACAGUUAUUAAAAAAUAAUCAACCAACGCCUGUAGAUAACAAACAUGUAUGUCUUGAACAAUUUGGUGGUAAAGACGUUCGAUUGAGUAUAAUAGAUGCACAACUAAAUGAUGCGGGCGACUACACUGCUAUAAUUAAUAAUCAGACUCAACACAUAAUCACUCUGAAUGUUAUUCCACGUCAGUUACAAAUUCAAAUGAUUGAUUUACCAACAGAUACCUUCGUGGAAGGUGAUACACUGGAAAUUGAAUGUCGUUUUCAAGAGCCAACGGUUAACAAUGCUUACCAUUGGUAUAAAGGAUCAGAUGGAAAGCAGUUAGUUGAACAAAGUCCGAGAGUAGAAAUUACAAAAGAUAAUUAUGUUAGCAGUUUGAUAAUAAAAGAUCUUAGACCUACCGACGCCGAUGUAUAUGAAUUACGAAGUCCACAUACAAUUUUGCGUACACCAAUAAUCAAAAUCAUACCUCACACAGCAGAUACAACCACAAAUGUACUGUCACAACAAGAACCAAUUGUAUCUACAACAAGUUACAGUCUAUCAUCAUUGGAGGAACAACCUAAAAUGAAACUGGUUCAUGAAGGUGACACAGUAACAUUUGAAUUAACGCCAAGUUUCGAUGUACCACUAAACAAAAUCGAACUUUUACAUAAUAAUACUCCAAUAACACAUGAACCAAUUGUUAAUCUAAAAAAAGAUUACAAAACAAAUUCAAUUACUGUACAACUCCAGGAUAUAGGAUUAGAAAAUCAGGGAAUAUAUACAGCUGUGAUUCAAGGUAUGAAACUCUACUAAACAUUCGGAUAUUCAAGAGAAACAGAGAUGGUAUUGUUGGGAACAUAGAGAAACAGGACGAGCACUAAACUGGCAAACUUUAAAAGAAAUUUCUUCGAUUUUUUUGACAAAUAAUCGAAAGAAGUUUCGAGUUA